This is a messenger RNA of Pseudogymnoascus destructans, 1157 nucleotides long. RefSeq lists its product as uncharacterized. Lineage: Eukaryota; Fungi; Ascomycota; Leotiomycetes; Thelebolales; Thelebolaceae. Bases 1 to 288 code for a protein of 95 amino acids. The transcript has a single exon. The record is from RefSeq and is a predicted model, not a curated record.
AUGGCAAACCCAAUUCCACAUUCCACCCCCAUCACCAUCGUCAUCCCCUUCAUCCCCGUCAUCCCCGUCAUCCCCGUCAUCCACGUCAUCCACGUCAUCCCCGUCAUCCCCGUCAUCCCCGUCAUCCCCGUCAUCCCCGUCAUCCACGUCAUCCACGUCAUCCCCGUCAUCCCUCCCCCCCCUGCCUGCCUGUCUGUGUGCCUGCCUACACUCCCUCCUCCCACACCCCCCCCAACACCCACUCGGCACCCCUCCCGCGGCAGACAGGUGGCAAACCCCCUCGUGUAAUGUUGUGUAAUCCCAACGACAGCGACAGCUGGUAAAAGAAAGGGCACGCAGGAUACGGCAUCACACCCUAGCUACCUAGCAGGACAUGGUCUUUACUCUAAUUGACACCGUACGCACUUGCGUGGGCGAUAGGGUUAGGCAGUAGAGUUGCAUAGCCUGGUAUGCCGAGCUGAACGGGUGUCAUCAGCCACGGGAGGGAGGAAGGCAGUGUGCACAAGGCUGCGCUGUGCUGGGAAGGACAACCCCAACGGUCACAAGAGGAGGUCGUCGGUGUCAUAUCAUCACCUGGAUAUGAUGUCGAAAGGGUGGUGUGCAGCCUAAACCCGCCAAUCCUCAGCCGCACGCCACACCAGCGGGCCCCACGACGGCCAUCCAUCCAGGCAGGCAGCCAGGCAGGCAGCGCAAAACAUGGCAGGAGGUAUGGCGACGUUGUUCACGCGGGCAUUUAUUCAUCGAAAGGGGUGAGGGAAAAAAUCCUUCACGUCGUUGUUGUUGUUGUUGUUGUUGUUGUUGUUGUCGUCGUUGUUGUCGUCGUCGUCGGUCUAACCUCCCUCCAACUUCUCUCACGAUCAACGGGUUGGAAGCGCGCGCCGGUUUAGAGACCAUUACCGCCUACCCUCCCCCGUAAGUACCUCUUUAGAACUUUGUAAAUAGAAACAAAGAAACAAAGAAACAAAGAAACAAAGAAGCCAAAAAUCCCUCACCACCAAAAAAACCCAUCCUCCCGUCCAGCGUCUCCCCAAACCCCAAACCACUGCCAAUACACCUCUCCCCUUCUUCUCGCAUCGUGGCCAUGAAACACGGUCGCCGUCGCCAGAUUGCCGCCAGCGCCAAGGCCCGGGGCCAAAGCCAGGCCGCGGCGUCUAAAU